AUGCAUAUUGUUUAUGUACAUUUAAUUGUUUUUGUCAUGUCAGCUGAUCUUUAAUACUACAUGUCUUAGUUGAAGUGUACAAAGACAGAUAAGACUGGAAAAUUUGUGUUGACGUAUAAAGUCCAAAGUUUGGCCAUAAACCAACAGACAUUAUUAACUUGUUUUCUCAAUGAAUCUUUACUCUCUUGUCUUCGAUUCGGCACAGCAAGAAGUGCGAAAUGGCUCAACAUGAAUACAAAAAACUUAGUGACAAAUUCUUCACAUACAAAGGAAUGGUGUUUCCAAUAGAUGAAACAAAUAUUAUUACCACAGAUUUUAUUGACAGCUUGAAGGAUUUCCAAAUAAGGGACGAUGAUCUCUUUCUCGUUACCUUUCCAAAAUCUGGUACGGUAUGGACCCAACGCAUACUUACUUUAAUAUUUGAGGAAGAUUUUCCAGACAAAGCAAAUGAAACCACGUACGAGCUGGUGCCCUGGCUGGAGUUUCGGGAAAAAGACAAAGAUUACGAGUCUCGUCCGUCUCCAAGACUCUUUGCUUCCCAUUUACAUGAGCACAUGGUGCCUAAUGAGUUGCAAGAUAAAGGAAAAAUCAUCUACGUUAUGAGAAACCCAAAAGAUAUCAUGGUGUCUUAUUUUCAUUUUGCAAAAAAGAUGAAGGUCCUGGAACCUUUAGAGAGCUACGAUGACCUGCUGGAUAAGUUUUUCACAGGAUGGAUGGUCGGUGGAUGUUGGUUUGAUCACAUCAGAGGAUGGAUAUCAAAUAAAGACAAAUACAACAUCUUGUUCUUGACUUAUGAAGAGAUGAUCAAGGACCUCAGAUCUGCCGUUGUAAAAAUCUGUACGUUUGUGGGGAAGAAUCUGUCAGACGCAGCGAUUAAUAAAGUUGUGGAAAAAGCAACGUUCAACAACAUGCAGAAAGACCCCAAAGCCAACUACGAAUUCCUGCCAGAGAACGUCACAGAGCAUCCAAAAGCACUAUUCGUGCGCAAAGGAACAGUUGGGGACUGGAAGAAUUCAUUAACCGUAGCUCAAAGUGAACGCUUCGACCAGGUUUACCAUGACAGAAUGAAAGACCUUCAUCUUGAUUUUAACUGGGACCUACAUGGCUGAAAUUAUGCCAUAAAAUGUUAUAAAUCUACAAUAAAAUGUGAUCUAGUACGCAUUGUGACCAUCAUGUGACUGCAUGCUUAAGUUAUACAUCCAUAUAAAAAAUCUGUAAGAUAAGAGAAUACUAUUACAACAAAUAACAAAACAUUUACCCAAUAGCGUUUAGUAAGGUAAACAUAACAAAUAUUAUGUAUAAUAUGAAAAACAUUGAAAUGUACUAAACAUAAUUUUCAGACUUUUUAUGUUUUAGACUUUUAUCUUGUAAUGUGAAACAAAUAAACAAAGGCAUACAUAACCACCA
Messenger RNA from Misgurnus anguillicaudatus (oriental weatherfish), 1407 nucleotides. Its product is annotated as amine sulfotransferase. Gene Ontology annotation, molecular function: sulfotransferase activity. The record is from RefSeq and is a predicted model, not a curated record. NCBI's taxonomy places the organism in Eukaryota, Metazoa, Chordata, Actinopteri, Cypriniformes, Cobitidae.